AUGUGCGGAGUUUCGCAAAUCCUUCUGACAUCGGUGAGACAUAUGAUGGAUAUGAGGAGUGACCUCCGUGGUGUUCAAGAUUCGUGGCGAUACCGCGAGCGAUCCAUCACGGCUGUCCAGGAACUGGUGCCCGCCGAGCACCAUUUAAUGGGAUUCAUUCGAGGGCGAUCUCGCUCCGUCGUGGGGUGGCCCCGGCCGCGCGGGAGACGGGAGGCUUGCGGGUCAAUAAAGCUAUUAGACGGCGCUGCGAUGCCCAUUACCGAUAGCCGGCGGGCGGAGGGAGGG
Iphiclides podalirius (scarce swallowtail) is the source of this 285-nucleotide messenger RNA. NCBI's taxonomy places the organism in Eukaryota, Metazoa, Arthropoda, Insecta, Lepidoptera, Papilionidae. The record is from the annotation of a GenBank genome assembly.